Messenger RNA from Chelonus insularis, 1160 nucleotides. RefSeq names its product Isopentenyl-diphosphate delta isomerase (gene Idi). The transcript has 3 exons. The coding region runs from base 383 to 1123 and encodes 246 amino acids. Gene Ontology annotation, biological process: isoprenoid biosynthetic process; isopentenyl diphosphate biosynthetic process. Gene Ontology annotation, cellular component: cytoplasm. Gene Ontology annotation, molecular function: isopentenyl-diphosphate delta-isomerase activity. The record is from RefSeq and is a predicted model, not a curated record. NCBI's taxonomy places the organism in Eukaryota, Metazoa, Arthropoda, Insecta, Hymenoptera, Braconidae.
CAUUGUGACCCACUUGAUACUCAUACAUUCCACAACCUUCACUCAUCGAAAUUCCUUGUUACCUGACGUAUUAUCAACUAACCUUGACGAAUAUUCAGCUAGAACUGCUUAUCUUAAAGCUAAAAGGAUUUAAUCUCUGAAAAAUACUACUUGUUAUUCAUCAUCUUUCAAGUGUGUUUUGAAAACAUCUGAAUUGUCAUGGAGAUAGAGGUGACUAGGAUCAUGUGCUGAGAGCUUCAAACAACAAACUACAUAGUGAACUUUUUUGUACUCAGUAGACUUAAACUUAGAUUGCCAAGAAGUUUAUUUAAAGCUUCAACCGAAGAUUCAUUGAAGUUUACUAUCUUGUUAAUAAUAGAUUGAAAUUUACAUUAAUCAAGACAUGUUGAAAUUUGCUGGAAGAGUGAAAAGUGCAGUAAGAACAUUGACUUUAUCUGCUGGUCGAAAUGCUACUCCGAAAGUGGCUCCUGUUCAAGAAGCUGCUUUAGAAGAAAGAUGUAUUCUUGUAGAUGAAUUUGACAAACCCCUAGGCUAUGCAUCAAAAAGAAAUUGUCAUCAGGUGAAUGUAGAUAGAGAUAUUCCAUUACACAGGGCUUUUAGUGUAUUUUUAUUUAAUCAACAUGGUGAUUUAUUACUCCAAAAACGAUCUGAAUCAAAGAUAACGUUCCCGGGUUAUUAUACAAACACUUGCUGUAGCCAUCCUUUAAUGGAAGUCCCUGGUGAAGCUGAAGAACGUGAUGCGCUUGGAGUGAAACGUGCAGCACGUAGAAGGCUUGCACAUGAGCUUGGCAUUCCUACGAGUGAAAUUCAACUUGAUGAGUUUUGCUACAUUACUAGAAUUCAUUAUCAUGCUUUGAACGAUGAUGAUAUAUGGGGUGAACAUGAAAUAGAUUAUAUUCUAUUUUUACAAAAAAAUAAAGUGACUUUAGAUCCCAAUCCAGACGAGGUCAGCGAAAUAAGAUGGGUAUCUAGGGCAAACAUUAAUAAAUUCGUCCAUGAAUGCAAUUCUCCUCUUACUCCAUGGUUCAAAUUAAUACUUACACAUGAAUUGCCUGUUUGGUGGGAUAAUUUAAAAUCAUUAAACAAAGUCAAGAAUCAUGAAACCAUUCAAAAAUUUGUAUAAAUAUUCGAUUAUAAAAUAAAUUAAUUGUGAUAUUGUA